Molecule: messenger RNA, 4185 nt
Organism: Angiostrongylus costaricensis
Lineage: Eukaryota; Metazoa; Nematoda; Chromadorea; Rhabditida; Metastrongylidae
Source: the annotation of a GenBank genome assembly
CUGGUACGGCUACCUCAGGGUUCUAUGAAGAAUCUUUUUACCGGAGGUGCUUGGCCAAGAAAAGGUGGUAGAUCACUUCUUGGGUACGCUAUUCCUCCUCCAAAUGUCCACUCAACCGACUGGAGAGAUAUGCUAGCGAUCAUAGAAUCUCACGAUUUGGCUCGAGAUGAGACGAAUGGGGUAGGUUAUUUUAGUAUCCAUGCAAUUAAGGUACUGUUCAAUUUUAACUGGAUGGGUUGUAGCACGUACUUCAAGAGCUCUUAUGAUUGUAGAUGUGGUUGUGGUCGCCUUCGACAUGCACACAUUGAUAUUCCUUCGUUGACUAGUUCAUUUUUGAAUCAUCAUGGAGGCGAUUACGUCAGUAAGAGGAGAGAACAUGACAGUGAUGCGGCGGACGAACAAAUUGAAGUCGGUCGCCGAAGCGGUAAACUUGGGGAGCGGUGGAGUUUAAAGAAGCACACGAUUUGCCUUCCCACAAAUGCCUUCGGCACUAUUGAGUUUCAAGGUGGUCCUCAUCCUCACAAGGCACAGUAUGUUCGUCUUUCAUUUGAUACUGACCCGGCUCUCAUCAUAUCAAUGUUUGAAGAGGUUUGGCAAAUAGCUCCACCGAAGCUUAUCAUCACUGUACACGGUGGGACAAAUAAUUUUGAUAUUCAACCAAAACUAGCGCGGGUAUUUCGUAGAGGUUUGCUGAGAGCAGCUACGACUACGGGAGCGUGGAUUAUUACCAGCGGUGUAGACACAGGAGUUGUGCGCCAUGUUGCCGCUGCUUUUGAGGGUGCCAGCUCAAGCUCUCGUAACAAGGUGGUCUGUAUUGGAAUUUCGCCCUGGGGAUUACUCAAAAAGAGAGAUGAAUUGAUUGGCGAGGGUGUAUGUGUACCGUAUUAUCCAUUUUCCAGUAAAACUAGGUUCACUGCAUUGAAUAAUCGGCAUUCCUACUUCCUUCUUGUCGAUAACGGAAGCGUUGGCAGAUAUGGCGCAGAAGUUAUUCUUCGAAAGCGAUUAGAAACGUACAUUGCACAGAAGCAGAAGAUCUCCGGUGGUUCACGCAGCGUUCCUGUAGUUUGUGUGGUUCUCGAAGGUGGAAGCUGCACCAUCAGAUCCGUUUUGGACUAUGUUACAAAUGUUCCUAGAGUUCCUGUGGUUGUGUGUGACGGUAGCGGUCGUGCUGCAGAUCUUUUAGCUUUUGCCCAUCAGACGGUGCGAGAGAACGGGUCAUUUCCUGAUGGCGUUCGUCCACAGUUGGCCGAACUUGUACAGAGAGUUUUCGACUGUGGUGGACCCACAGCUGACAAAGUCGUUACAGAACUAAUAAUGUGCACCCAGCAGAAGCAUUUGAUGACGGUUUUCCGUCUAGGAGAGAAAGGUGGACAGGAUGUGGACCACGCAAUUCUUAGUGCUCUUUUGAAGGGUCAGAAUUUGUCUCCUGCCGAUCAAUUAGCUCUUGCACUAGCAUGGAGUCGUGUUGACAUUGCAAGAUCUGAUAUUUUCACCUCCGGUCAGGAGUGGCCACAAUCUGCACUACACAGUGCAAUGAUGGAAGCGUUAAUCAACGAUCGUGUCGACUUCGUUCGGCUACUGCUAGAAAAUGGUGUGAACAUGCAACGUUUUUUGACGAUCGGACGGCUAGAAGAGCUUUACAAUACUGACAAAGGACCACCAAACACAUUGUAUUACAUUAUUAGAGAUGUAGUGAAGGUGCGACAAGGAUAUCGAUAUAAAUUACCUCAUAUUGGGUUGGUCAUUGAGAAGCUGAUGGGAAAUGCCUACAAAUCGUCUUAUACGACUUCUGAAUUUAGAUCCAAGUACUGCGCAUUCAUGAAGAAAUUCAGGGUUAGAUGUCACCUAAAUGGCUAUAAUAUGCCUCGAGGUUCUGGCGCUAUGUCGCGGCAAUCGACUGAACCGAGUGGAUUUCUUAGCGGUUUUGCAGCACCUGCUGUUGCAGAACCGAUUGUUGAAGGAGUUGCAGCUGUCAGCGGUAGUCGAGCCCUCUCCAAUCAUAUUUUGUGGCGGUCUGCAUUUCGAAGAGACUACUUUAUUUCACAGAAUCCAAUUGUGAUGCGGCAGACAAACAUUGCUGAUUCUCGUGAAUGCUGUAGUGAACAAGAUGACGAGCUGUCAAACACGGGUGGCACGGACAGCUCCCGAUUAAAAGAGUUCGAAUUCCGAUACCCUUUUAGUGAGCUGUUGUUGUGGGCAGUUUUGACAAAAAGACAAGAAAUGGCCAUGUGUUUGUGGCAACAUGGAGAAGAAGCAUUGGCAAAGGCGCUCGUUGCCUGUCGCCUUUACAAAAGCUUGGCCACCGAAGCAGCCGAAGACUACCUUGAGGUUGAAAUUUGUGACGAACUGAAGAAGUAUGCUGAGGAGUUUCGCUUGCUUUCAUUGGAGCUGUUAGAGCAUUGCUAUCACCAGGACGAUGCGCAAACACUACAGCUUUUAACGUAUGAGCUAUCAAAUUGGGGAUGUCAAACGUGCUUAUCGCUGGCAGUUAUGGUGAACAACAAGCAGUUUCUUGCACAUCCAUGUUGCCAAAUACUGUUGGCAGAUUUGUGGCAUGGAGGUUUACGAAUUAGAAGCCACUCCAAUCUAAAAGUGAUUUGCGGAUUACUGUUCCCAAUUUCAAUUUUCAUGUUGGAGUUCAAGACUAGAGAAGAAUUGCUUAAUCAACCGCAGACAGCAUUGGAACAUGAACAUGAUUUGAACGAGAGUAGUAGUUCAUCAAGUUCCAGUUCAAGUUCUUCGGAAGAUUCAAGCUCCAGCAGUUUUGAAGACGAGGAGGACGAAGAAAAGGUGCUGCUUUUCUCAAUUGCUGUCACUAAGCAAAGUGAAGAUCCUUUCAACACUCGACCAGGUUUUUUGAUGACUGUGGGGGCGAACCUUCCCCGAAUGCGGCCAAUAAAAAUUCGCCGUCGCCUGUACGAGUUCUAUACUGCACCUAUCACUACAUUUUGGGCUUGGACAUUAUCUUUCUGUUUAUUUCUUUGUGCUUUCACAUAUGUGCUUUUAAUUCGAACUCCUCCAACUCCUACGUUGUUGGAAUGGGUGUUUUGUUCAAGAUUUGCGCUCACUAACUAUUUCUUCCACAACUACUGGAAUACGGUCACUACAGUGGCUGUUAUAUCGUAUAUAGUUGGCUUUAUAAUGCGUACUUGUGGUGCGGUGGAAAUGGGAAGAGUGGUCCUGGCUUGCAGUUCAGUGCUCUGGUCAAUGAAAUUACUUGAUUACAUGAGUGUACAUCCUCGACUUGGUCCAUAUAUUACCAUGGCUGGUAAAAUGAUAUUAAAUAUGUCGUACAUAAUAGUCAUGUUGGUCGUGUCACUGUUAGCGUUUGGUCUCGCACGUCAAUCCAUAACCUAUCCAAAUGAGGACUGGCACUGGCUACUAGUUCGUAAUAUUUUCUACAAGCCAUAUUUCAUGCUGUACGGAGAAGUAUACGCUGACGAAAUUGACACCUGUGGUGAUGAAGCAUGGGAUUCUCAUUUGGAGAACUCAGUUCCUAUUACGAACAGUACAACAGGAGCAACCUGUGUUCCUGGACAUUGGAUCCCUCCUGUUCUGAUGACGUGCUUCUUGCUGGUCGCUAACAUUCUUCUGAUGAGUAUGCUGAUUGCAAUAUUUAAUAACAUUUUCGACCAAACUGACGAAAUAGCUCAACAAAUCUGGCUUUUUCAUCGAUAUCGCCAAGUGGGUUCCUUUUCUUUGCACUUACUUCCUCUUACUCCUUUUGUACCUCCUCCAUUCACCCCACUUUCGCACGCUGGCCUUGCUUUGCGUUAUUUUAAGAUGCGAUUUACAUCCACUAUUAAGAAUAAGGAUCCCGACGGUCAAAAAAAGAUGUUCGACUUCAGCCUAAAACUCUUCUUGAAUGACGAUCAAGUGGAGAAAUUACACGACUUCGAGGAAGAUUGUAUGGAUGACUUAGCAAGAGAUAAAGAGCAUCGAAAACGCACUAGCAACGAGGAGCGCAUACAGCGCACUGCUGAAAGGACUGAUGUUAUCCUAAAUCGUAUCAAUGACUUGGCUGUGAAGGAAGUUAACACUCGCGAAACAAUCGCAGAAUUAGACAAUAGGUUGAGUACGAUUGAGAAAACUCAGGUCAGUAUAGUUAUCCUUCCACAGUUUUUGAUAAAUUUAUUCAAGGUUCUUUUUCACCUAUUGCUCCUCUUGAAUAUAAUACCAUCGUAG